This is a messenger RNA of Sinocyclocheilus anshuiensis, 1052 nucleotides long. Its product is annotated as L-rhamnose-binding lectin CSL2-like. The transcript has 12 exons. Gene Ontology annotation, molecular function: carbohydrate binding. Bases 18 to 962 code for a protein of 314 amino acids. NCBI's taxonomy places the organism in Eukaryota, Metazoa, Chordata, Actinopteri, Cypriniformes, Cyprinidae. The record is from RefSeq and is a predicted model, not a curated record.
ACUGUGACAGCAGAACCAUGUUCUCUCUCAGUGUCCUCCUGCUUACCUUGGUGCUUCUGAACUCCAGAUUGCUGAUAUCUGCAGAGACUGUAGUUACAUGUGAUGGCUUUGUACAGCAUCUCAGUUGUGAUACUGGUGUGAUCAGUGUACAAUCAGCAACAUAUGGCCGCACAAGCAGCCAAAUUUGCAGCUUUGGACGACCACAAAGUCAAAUAUCUAAUACUUGGUGUUCAAUAAAUGUCCCUGUGAUCUAUAAACGGUGUGAUGGACUGAGAACGUGUGGGUUAAACACUCAAGGACUCUCCACACCAGAUCCAUGUUUUGGCACCUACAAGUACUACACUACCAACUACAUUUGCAUCCCAGCAGAAACAAGUGUGACUUGUCAUGGUGGAUACGGUUAUUUGAAAUGUAAAAAUGGUAAGAUUCAGAUAAAUACUGCAAACUAUGGACGUACAGAUAAAAUCACCUGCUCUCAAGGACGUCCAUCUAAACAGCUUCAAAACACCAACUGCUUUUCACCCAAUGCACUGAAUUUUGUGUCGAAAAGCUGCAAUGGCCGGGAAAGGUGUGAGGUGUAUGCAACGCAUAUGAUCUUCACUGAUCCCUGCUUUGGCACAUACAAGUAUCUUGCAAUCUCUUAUUUUUGCCUCCCGCAUGGAAUUCGUUCAAGUUUGGUCUGUGAACAUGAGACGAGUGCCCUGACCUGUGAGCAUGGGACUGUCAUACACAUUCACAGCGCUAACUACGGCCGAACUGACAGCAGCACGUGCUCUACUGGACGACCUCCUGCUCAGCUUGCCAAAACUGACUGCUACUCCUUAAAUUCACACACAACAGUUGCCAGCAGAUGUGAAUGGAAAAGCAGCUGCUCCAUAUUAGCCUCCAACAGUGUCUUCUCGGAUCCAUGUUUCGGCACAUUCAAGUACCUGUACAUCUCAUACUCCUGCGUGUCUAAGUAGAACAACAGCUGAUCUUGUGGAUUUGGCCUCUUCAAUUCAAUCAGCAUCCCCUCCACUUUAAAUGCGCUGAAACAAAUCUAUUUCUUAAUG